AUGAAUAAAUAUUAUCAUGAUAACAAUAUGCAGUGUAAAGAGAUAUUCAAGUGUGUUUAUGAAAGUGAGGAAUUGUUGAAUGUAAGUUUUAGAAGUGGUAAUGGGUAUGACAGUAGUGCAAGUAGUGAUGUAAGUAGUGAUGAGGGAGGUAAAGAGAUAUUCAAGUGUGUUUAUGAAAGUGAGGAAUUGUUGAAUGUAAGUUUUAGAAGUGGUAAUGGGUAUGACAGUAGUGCAAGUAGUGAUAUCAGAACAAGUCUUGAAGAACAUGUUAGGCAACUUCAUCAUGGUAAGAAUACCGAUGAAAAUAAGAUUGUCUUGGAAGAAUAUCAAGACAGCAAAAUACGCAUAGAAAUAACUAGUGAACUUGACAAUGCCUUUAAGUUGUAA
Molecule: messenger RNA, 387 nt
Organism: Entrophospora sp. SA101
Lineage: Eukaryota; Fungi; Glomeromycota; Glomeromycetes; Entrophosporales; Entrophosporaceae
Source: the annotation of a GenBank genome assembly